AUGGAACGGCAAGUUUUCAUCACGUUUUUACAGUCGGUCGUGGCUGAAAUACGGUCGGGGAUGUAUGGCGGGGUGCGCGGGCAGGCUGCGCAGUGGCGGGGGCAUGCGCCGAGUGGGCGCCGCGGGGGCGACCCUACCACGUGUUCCAGAGAACUUGUUGAAGUCUCCUACGAGGGUAAGGGGAACACCAUGAAUGGUAUCCGACGA
Molecule: messenger RNA, 207 nt
Organism: Brenthis ino (lesser marbled fritillary)
Lineage: Eukaryota; Metazoa; Arthropoda; Insecta; Lepidoptera; Nymphalidae
Source: the annotation of a GenBank genome assembly